CUUUGUGCUCGCCCCAUCCUCACUCCUGAGCUGUCAAGGACAUAAAGAGCUAAAUCUUCCACUGGCCCCAGGUAGCGGGGUGCAUUACCCUGCACACUUCCAGGAAACAAAUGCUUUGUUUUUGAGGCGGCAUCCCUUUUUAUACUUGAAAAUGAAGCAGCCCCUUUAAGAGGAGCGUCUGGAUUUGGAACAUCACGUGAUAGAAGUGGCCUCCUUGGCGCCUGUUGAUGAUGUCACCGCGGAAACCCAAGGAGGGAUUGGCUGAGGCCCGCGUCUGAGUGACGAGAUGCACUCUCCCAGAAACAAGGCGGAAGUGUGCAGGACGCCGUGGGCCAGAGGCGGAGAGGCCAGUGUUGCGAUGAGUGGUCUAAACCGGCUCUUCGGGAGGGGGAAGAAGGAGAAGGGGCCAACCCCGGAAGAGGCUAUACAGAAACUGAAGGAGACAGAGAAGAUACUGAUCAAGAAACAGGAGUUUCUGGAGCAGAAGAUUCAACAGGAGCUACAAACAGCGAAGAAGCAUGGGACCAAGAAUAAGAGAGCUGCCCUACAGGCUUUACGGAGGAAGAAAAGAUUGGAACAGCAGCUGGCACAAACUGAUGGGACAUUAUCUACCCUGGAGUUUCAGCGUGAGGCCAUUGAGAAUGCCACCACCAAUGCAGAAGUGCUUCGCACCAUGGAGCUUGCCGCCCAUGGCAUGAAGAAAGCCUACCAGGACAUGGACAUUGACAAGGUAGAUGAACUGAUGGCCAACAUCACAGAACAACAGGAGGUGGCCCAGCAGAUCUCUGAUGCCAUUUCUCGGCCUGUGGGCUUUGGAGAUGAUGUGGAUGAGGAUGAACUGUUGGAGGAGCUGGAGGAGCUGGAGCAGGAGGAAUUGGCCCAGGAGUUGUUACACGUGGAUGACAAGGAGGAAGAACCCCCAAUCACACUGCCCAGUGUACCCUCUACACAUCUGCCGGCAGGGCCAGCUCCCAAAGCGGAUGAAGAUGAAGAAGCACUAAAGCAGUUGGCUGGAUGGGUAUCCUGAUGAGUCUGGGCUUAUCUUCUUGAUGCUGCCUUCGUUGGUCUCUUUUCCUUAAGUGCCAAGUGCUGAGCUAAAGGAACAUAGCCUUUUUGGGAGGCCACGCUGAGGGUGGUGGUAUAGCCCUGCCUGAAAAGUGUUUGUUGCCCUCCCAUCUCUGGCUCAACUGUAAAGAAGGAUCUUGGUGCCGGAGGAGCUUUGGAGCUCCCUUGUCUUUGAUAGCAGUUACAGAGCCCUUGUCCUCAAUAAAAUUGGGCAGAUGG
This is a messenger RNA of Pteronotus mesoamericanus, 1284 nucleotides long. RefSeq names its product charged multivesicular body protein 4A (gene CHMP4A). The record is from RefSeq and is a predicted model, not a curated record. The transcript is spliced from 6 exons. Lineage: Eukaryota; Metazoa; Chordata; Mammalia; Chiroptera; Mormoopidae. The coding region runs from base 287 to 1027 and encodes 246 amino acids. Gene Ontology annotation, biological process: late endosome to vacuole transport via multivesicular body sorting pathway; vesicle budding from membrane. Gene Ontology annotation, cellular component: ESCRT III complex; cytoplasmic side of plasma membrane; multivesicular body.